This is a messenger RNA of Peronospora matthiolae, 1815 nucleotides long. The record is from the annotation of a GenBank genome assembly. Lineage: Eukaryota; Oomycota; Peronosporomycetes; Peronosporales; Peronosporaceae.
AUGCUCGAGUACGACAACUCGGCGUUCUACUACUUCUCCGUCUCGCUCUGCGCGCUGUACGUGGUGCCCGUGACGUUCCUGUCGCUCCGCCGCAUCCUCUACGGCGUCUUCCUCAAGGACCGUCUGCUCGACAAGAGCCACGUGCGCUGCGAGCGCGAGCUGCGCAAACUCAAGCAGCUCCAGGCCGAGAAAACGGCGUUUCGCAAUGUGUUUUCGCUCCCCUUCGUCUUGAAUUUGCUCGUGCUUGUGGCCGUGUGGUACGGACUCGUGCGCAUGGCGCUGCUGCUCAAAGACGACUCGGAGAUCAAGUCGUUCGACCCGUUCGCGAUCCUCGGGAUCUCGGUCGGCGUCUCGGAGCGCGAGAUCAAGCGCGCGUACCGCAAGAUGAGUCUGUUGUACCACCCGGACAAGAACCAAGGCGACGCCGUGGCGGAGCAGAAGUUCAUGCUCGUGGCCAAGGCCUACGAGGCACUCACGGACGACGUGGCUAAGGCCAAUUACGAAAAGUUUGGCAACCCUGAUGGCCGUCAAGCCAUGCAGCUCUCGAUUGGGCUGCCGACGUUUUUGCUCGACCCGGCCAACCACAAUCUCGUGCUGUUUUUGUACUUGCUCAUCCUCGUGGUGGCGAUCCCGAGCUGCGUGGCGCUCUGGUACUCGCACUCGAAGAAGUACGGCGACAGCAUGAUCAUGUACGACACGUACGGCUUUUACAACUUUGCCAUGUCGCAGAACUCGCACCCUCGCAUGCUGCCGGAGAUUCUCGCGGGCUCGGCCGAGUUUCGCGAGAUCCCGCGACGAUCGACAGACGAGGCUGAACUUGCAGCACUGGCCAAGAAACUCAAGCAGACGGACAUGAUGGCCAAGCCCAAGUUUAACCAUCCGGCAAUUACCAAGGCCAACUUGCUGCUGCAUGCCCACUUUCUGCGCGAGGAGCUUAGUCCUGCGCUGCGAGGAGACCUCAAUGCGAUGUUGAAGAAAGCGAUUCAGUUGGUGGAUGGUAUGUUGGAGAUCUCGGUGGUGAAGGCAUGGCUACAAACUUCGCUGAAUCUCAUGGAGAUGCAGCAGUUCUUGACGCAGGGAUUAUGGUUUAAGGAUCCACCGUUUCUGCAGCUCCCACAUUUGACAGAAGCAGAGGUCAAGCACAUUGUCACGGGCAAGAACGCCGUGCGCAGCAUGCACCAAUACAUUGCCACGAAGCCAGAGGAACGCAAAGGUCUGACGGGGCUAUCCGAAGAAGACCGCGCUGAAGUGAACAAAGUGCUGGAAAUGAUGCCCGACAUGGAGUUGGCGAUUACGAUUGAUGUGGACGAUGAAGAGUUUAUUGCUGAAGGCGACAUAAUGACGGUAACUAUCAAGCUCACCCGUAAGAAUGUAAAGGAAGGCGACACAUGCGACCUAGUGUACGCGCCUCGGUUCCCUUACCCGAAGAUGGAGCGCUGGUACUGUGUGGUGGGCGACUCGAAGAUGAACCACCUGCACGCUUUUUCCAAAAUGACAUCGCAAGAGCGGGUGGCUGAGCAGAAGUUACAGUUACAGGCUCCUGCCAAGGCCGGUACCUACCAGUUGGAUGUAAUUGUCAAGAGCGAUUCAUACGUCGGCAUGGACUUGCGCGCUCUUGCUAAGUUUACCGUUGCUUCUGCAUCCACUUUGCCGGUCUACCAGCCGCAUCCCGAGGACUUGGAGUUAGAUAACGAGCCUACACUGUUUGAGCAGGUGAUGAAUGCGGCGGACUCGAGUGAUAGCGAGGAAGAGGACCCGGACUUGGAUCAGGAGGCGGCUGAGAAGAAGGCCGAGGAGAGUAAGAAGGACAAAUAG